GUCAGUCGGCCGCUACCAGCCACCAGCCACCAGCCAAGUCUCUGGAGUUAGCUCGGGAGCUAGCCAUGAGCUAACGCUGACUCUUCCCAUCUUUUUCCACCAUAACUCAACCUCCGUGGAAAAAAACGUCGUGCCAGGAAUUAUCAUCCAGGCCUUUUGUUGCAGCUGGAACCCUCCGAGUGAUUUUUUUUGCGGUCUUCAUUUCACUUCCCUCCGCCUCCAGGUCGAACUUCCUCCCUUUUUUACACUCGGAUCUCCUGGUACACAGAGCCAUGGCAGCUGCUAAGCCAAAAGGGCAGAACUCCCUCGCCCUUCACAAAGUGAUCAUGGUGGGCAGUGGAGGAGUGGGGAAGUCGGCCCUCACUCUCCAGUUCAUGUAUGAUGAGUUUGUUGAAGACUACGAGCCCACCAAGGCGGACAGUUACAGGAAGAAAGUGGUGCUGGACGGCGAGGAGGUACAGAUCGACAUCCUUGACACAGCUGGACAAGAGGACUACGCAGCCAUACGGGAUAACUACUUCCGCAGUGGCGAGGGUUUCCUCUGUGUGUUUUCCAUCACAGAACUGGAAUCAUUUGCAGCGACAGUAGACUUCAGGGAGCAGAUCCUGCGAGUGAAGGAGGAUGAGAACGUGCCCUUUCUCCUGGUCGGUAACAAGUCAGACUUGGACGACCGACGGCAGGUCAGCGCAGACGAGGCGAAGGCACGCGCUGAGCAGUGGGGCGUGUGCUACGUGGAGACUUCGGCCAAAACCCGCGCCAACGUUGACAAGGUGUUCUUUGACCUGAUGAGAGAGAUCCGGGCAAGGAAAAUGGAGGACAGCAAAGAGAAGAAUGGGAAGAAGAAAAGUAAAAGUUUGGCCAAGAGAAUUAGAGAGAGAUGCUGUAUUUUAUAGUGGUAAAAGACAGCAGGGUAGCUGCUUAUGUACAUAUACAUUUCUCAGACUUUUGCAUUUACUUUGUGCCCAUACCUGACCAUGACUUUCUGUUCCUGGCUAACAGGACAUCUGACCGUGUGUCAGGGAGUAGUAAGGUGGCACUCCAUACACCAUUUAUAGCUCUAACUUUUUAUGUGCUGACACUCCAAAUAAUUUAUGUUCUCUCUCUCUCUCUCUCUCUCUCUCUCUCUCUCACUCUGACCGCGUUACAGAGUGUAAUAAAUGGAUGGUGUUUUUAAUUUAGGCCUAAGCUUGACAGAGGCUGAGCCUUGAAAUGUUACAAAAAUCUUUCAUUGUAAAGUUUGAUGUGUAUAAUCUAUUCAGACAACUGUGCAGUUCAAAGCGCUAGAAAUGAAGGUGUCAGAGCCAAGGUUUAAACGGGGAAGAUGUAACUGGAGCUUGGGUAGGAAAUGUUGAAGUUAACAGACUCAGCAGUGUAGUGUCAACGCAGAACUCAUCAAGUGCCACCAAGGAAAUGUACAUUGCACUGGUGAAUCUAUGAAGCAUUUUAAUUGAGAGAUUGUCGUGUAGCCACAGCCGGAAAUUUGAUGCCAUUCCUAUUUGUCGUUUUACGCCUCAGUUUUACUACGUUGUAUGGUUCUGAACCAUCUUUUUAUCUGUGAAGUCAAACAUUUCUUUCUUCUCCUCCUAUCAUAUCAACCAGUGUAAGAUAAGCGCACUAACGUUUCCCGUUUUCUUUCCCCUUCGCGCCACUUUGUUGAGUCUUCUCAAAUGCACAAACAACAUUGAUCAUUACCCUUAAAUCUGUGAGGGAUUUUACAACACUUGAACUUUUUUCAAAUCUCAACAUUUCAGAAGUUUUACCUCACACGGCUAAUGAGUUUCAUUGCCUUUUUGUUUUUUUGUUUUUUUUGCGAUACAGGAAUCCCUGGUGCUCUGAUAAAAGGUGAUUCCAUAACACUACAUCCUUUACAUGCUGUCGUGAAAACAUCUUCAAGUUGAUAAAAGUAAAUCGCUUCCAGUCAUGUAAAGAUUUCUUUUUGCCAAUUGUACUUUUCCUGGCUCAGACUUUUAAUCACCAACCUCGUAUUCCUCUGUUUUGUUUUUACUUAAAACGUAUUUCGUAAUAGGGAUUUAAGUUGGAAUACAUUAAUGGAUAGAGGAAUUUUGUUUUUAAGAUAAAAUAUUUAAAAGAAAUGAAUGCAGGCUUGAUAGACGUACGGUGGUACCUGUCCAAAAAGGUUGCUCUCAGUCUCCAAAGAAAAACGCUAGCUAGUACAAACAAGUGCCCACUUAUUAAUGGAACUUGCUAUAGUGAGCAUCAAAUAGCACUGCAGUGUUCAUGGUGGUGGCAAACAUUGAAGGGGAACUUAAGAGAAUAUCAUUCUGAAUGGCCUGGGAAAGAAAUGUAAGGUUAAUUCAUGUACAGUGCAUCACUGUUGCCUCUGUCCAUUGUGAAUGUGAAUAAUCCCCCCCCCCCCCCUCCAAGCCCUCCUGUUU
Morone saxatilis (striped sea-bass) is the source of this 2396-nucleotide messenger RNA. RefSeq names its product v-ral simian leukemia viral oncogene homolog Aa (ras related) (gene ralaa). NCBI's taxonomy places the organism in Eukaryota, Metazoa, Chordata, Actinopteri, Moronidae. Gene Ontology annotation, biological process: regulation of exocytosis; Ras protein signal transduction. The coding region runs from base 273 to 893 and encodes 206 amino acids. The transcript is spliced from 5 exons. Gene Ontology annotation, molecular function: GTPase activity; GTP binding; GDP binding. Gene Ontology annotation, cellular component: plasma membrane. The record is from RefSeq and is a predicted model, not a curated record.